AUGUAUUGUCUGAUGACACCUUGGCCAUCGGAUGAUCCUGCAAAUUGGGGUCAUAUUUUGGCACUACCAAUUCUUUCAAUGCUGAAAUCUGAUUUUCGGUUCGAGGCUGGGGAGACGAGGGUCGCAGCUUCUUGUCAUGAUGUAACUGUCAUUGGUGACCAUUUUUUAUUGCAGUCUAUGACCUUUCUUCUCGUGUUCUCGCUGACCUUCUCCCCACUAUCUCCUUUUGUUAUUUUAUACAUUUACUCUGUCUUUUAUCGUUCUUUACUCAUGUUUCUGAUUAUACUUCUCUUGUUUUUAUCCUUGGUCUCUGGGUUUUUUUUUCUUUUUAUAAUUCACUUCUCUUUCGGUUGCUUUCACAUUUCAUUUCGUCCCCUUCUUAUUCUAUUUAUAUUGUCAUAUUCCAAUCUUCUCUUUUUUCCGACUUGGUCUCUUUUCGCCAUUCUCUUUCCUUUUUUUUUUCUUUCCCAUCUCACUCUCUUCUUACUCCUCGUUUAUUUCCUUCCUCUCACAUUUCAUUGUUAUUUCUCUAUCUUUUUUUCUUUUCUUUACUCUCAUAUUCCCCCUCCUUACUUUCGUUUUAUCUACUUUCUCUUUCCAACCAUUCUCACUAUAAUUGUACUCUUCAUUUCAUUCUCCAUUUCACCAGCCUUCGUCUUUUUUCGCUCUUCUUUUUUCUUUUCACUUUAUUCACCAUUUGCCAACCUUCUUUUUCCUUCCUUUCUUAAUAUCUUUUCCUUCAUCCUCUCUCCAUUUCCCUCCAUCCUUACUCUUCUUUUCCCUGUCUUCUUAUUAUCUAUACUUCCAUACUUGCUCAUACUUUCUAGCUCUCCAUUCCUCUCCUUUCUUAAUCUGUUUCCCUCCAUCCUGACUGUCCUUUUCCCUCCUUGUUCUCCAUUUCCCUCCCUUUUAGCUCUCCAUUUCCCUCUAUCCCGACUCUCCUUUUCCCUGUCUUCUUCUUAUCUUUUCUUCCAUACUUGCUCACCUUCUCCCUUCUUUCUGGCUCUCCAUUCCUCUCCUUUCUUAUUCUGUUUCCCUCCAUCCUGA
Messenger RNA from Acanthosepion pharaonis, 1047 nucleotides. The record is from the annotation of a GenBank genome assembly. Lineage: Eukaryota; Metazoa; Mollusca; Cephalopoda; Sepiida; Sepiidae.